Messenger RNA from Pocillopora verrucosa, 3498 nucleotides. NCBI's taxonomy places the organism in Eukaryota, Metazoa, Cnidaria, Anthozoa, Scleractinia, Pocilloporidae. The record is from RefSeq and is a predicted model, not a curated record.
AUGCGUACUACUUUGUUUGCUUUGAGAUGAGAAAACAAAAUGGCGACCGCCACGCUGAGCGACGUGGUUGCGGCAGUCGAACUUGAAAUCAGUUGUCCCAUUUGUUUGGAGGACUUCGAAGAACCUAAGUGCCUUCCAAAUUGCGCUCACAAUGUCUGUCAACAUUGUCUUGAGGGAAUGCUGAGGAAGAAGAAAGAUUUUGUAGAAUGUCCUGUAUGUCGCAUCGAGUCCGCUAUUCCUCAAGGCGGUAUUGCUGCUUUCCCAAAAAAUCACCUCAUUGUUCGCUUGAUCGAGCGUACACCUGGAAGAAAGGAGAAAGAGGCCAUCAAAGAAGCUCUUAAAACUUGUAAAGGUAAAUUAGAAGGUGCCGAAACUGCUCUGAAGGAUAUGGAAGAUCGCUAUGUUACUUCCAGAAGUAAAGCACAAGAAAUCAAACAGAAGAUAAAGUCGAUCGCCGAAGAUGUUAUCACAAAAGUACGGGAACACGAAAGCAGAAUACUCGAUGAAAUUGAUCAAAAAUUGACUCAGAAUCGCAAUGAGGUAACGUUUGAAACUCAUAAAUCCAAUGCCACGGAGCUUUGCGAAAAUGCCACAAGCUGUAUUCAGACUGUUGAGGACAUACUGCAUAAUGGUGAGGUAAGCGAUCUGAAAGAUCUCAAAGACGCCCUUAUCGAAGAGUUACACGAAUUCUCGGAGUCCUUGGAAUCACGAAAGUUUUGGGCAAACUGUGAGUUCACUCAUCCAUUUGAUGUGUCAUUGUCUAAUACUGACCCAGUUGAUAAGUUUCUCCAGAAUGACUGUUCGUUAGGCAAUCUGCGUAUAAACACGGCUUCAGAUGCAGAUCUGGAUUCUGCCUCAGCAGCUGAAGAGAUUCCUGAAGUUUCUGUUUUCUCAGGUGUUUGUUUUGAUACACCUGUUGAUGUGAGAAAUAUGGACUUCUCAAACUGUGGUACUUUAAUUCAGACAGUGGAUAACUUGACUUGUGAAUUACAAAAAUUUAACCCCUUCUCAGUUGCAGUGGCCAGGAAUUCAGGCCAUUUUGUAGCACUGGAUGAAGAAUUGAAAAAUGUUCACAUCUUCAAUGAGGAAGGAGAACAUUCUAAGAGAUUUCGUAUCAUGUAUGGUGACUUGUGGGACAUUGGUGUUUCAAAUGAAAAUGAGAUAAUUGUGUUAAAUCGGGAAAGCAACCGAAUCUUGCAUUAUGAUAUGAAUGGAAACUUUCGGAAAAAAUUUGUGACUCCUCCAAGACAAAAUGUGAAGUUUACAUCUAUAUCUGUUGACAUGCAUGGACGGUUUGUAAUCACCUCUAGUCCAUGUUAUGAAGAAACUCAAGAAGAUACUGAACCUUGCAUUCUAGUAUACAAUCAAUCAGCAAAACUUACAAUGUCAUUUGGAGAUGGGAUUCUUUUAUCACCCCAAAAAGCAGUAUUUCUCAAUGGUAAAUUUUUUGUGGCUGAUGCUGGGAAAGAGAGCAUUGUAGUCUUUGACAAGAGUGGGAUAUUUCUCGAAGAGAUUGCCAAAGGUUGCUUGGAACAUCCAUGCAGUGUUGCUGCUGAUUAUACCCAUGGAAAUAUUGUGGUUUGUGACCGUGGAAAUCCUUCAGUAAACAUAUAUAGUCAAACUGGGGAGCUUCUGCACCACCUUCAAUUUGAGGAUAUUCCCUUGCAAGUUGCUUUUACCAAGAACUUUGAGAAUCUACUUAUUUGCUUUGAGGUUGAUAAUGGCAACAAGAAUAUACAGAUGUUGACAUAUUCAUAGAACAGUAUAUCUGAGUAAUCAUACUGUGAACACAUAUAUCUACAUGUAUGUAAUAAAUUAACUUUUUCACUCCCAUGAGUUGCCUAAAACAAAUUUCCCCCCAAGAUAUCAGUAUAUUUUCAAGCAGCAAGGCAAUGAGAAGACAGAAAAACACUAAUUUAGAAAUAAUGUUUAAUUUGACACCAAUUUUUCUGCCAACGUUCAAGGAAAAGUUGAGCCAACAGUGUGGAUAUUCAAUAUGUAGAUCCUGGGGGUGAAACAGUGAAAAAUAAUUGUCUUUGUAGCUAAGUUUUGUUGAUAAAGAUCUUUUUUCAGCUUGUAUCUAUUUAUUAUUAUGAUCUAAAACAAAAGAGAGAUAUUAUUAACCAUGGUCUAACACCUUUAUAUCAGGAAGAAAGUUUAACUGAAAAAGCAUACUUUAAAAGCAGCAGAUGAUACACUCUAACUGAAAUAUAAAUGUGUUAUCAAGGUGUAGAAGAGCUGCUCCCAUAGAACACCAAUUGAUAGGAUUGUUUAAAUUUUGGCCGCACAUCUUUCCACCUUGAAUAAUGAACACUGCAAUAAAGUUAUUUAUGUGUUCUACUUAUAGUUUUGUUUUGAAGAGUGUCACCUGUGUUCUAUUGUACGGUUAGCUUGGAAAAUAGGUUAAAAACAACCCUUUUCUUUUUCAUCCCUUCAGCUCCUAUUGAAAGUUUCAUGAGUAUUUGAUAGUCUAGAAUUGCUAUUGGCUCAUCCUCAAGCAACUAUUAUGCAUCUCUGACAUUAAAAUAGCACAUUUUUAACUUUAGAAAGUGGGUAACACUGUUCAUAUCAGAUUUGUUGAUCAUACAAAUAGCUACUGUAUUUUCCCUCCAAUCAGAAAUUAUUGUAAGCUCUUCUUCAUGUUUAGUUGGGAAAAUAUAUUACAUUACACUAAGCCAGCUAAAACAUAACUUACAUUUGUCUAUUUCAUGUAUUAGAGAGUGUGAGUUCUAAUGUCUUUUUACUGUUGAAGAGCAAAUGCAGCCAUAUUUGACCUGAACCAAUGAGUUAACGCUUUAAUUCCUAGAAGUGAUUGACUUGUAACUUCCCCUUAUAAUAUCCAUACAUUAUCACCAAAGCAGUAAUGAGAAUACUUAAACUCAUCAAGUAGAAGUGAUUAUCUUGAUCUAACACCAAAUUCUUGUAACUAAUUCACAAGGAAAUGUGUAGGAGCUAAAGGAGACAAUUAACAAUCAGACAUGUAGAAAUGAUUUUUUGAGAGCCACAAAAAGAAUACUCAAUUUCUGGCUGCUAUUUAUCAAGAGCCUUAACCCUUUAACUUCCAGAAGUGAUUAAAUGUAACUUCUCCCUAUAACAUCCACACAUCCAGCUAACAUGUAAUAAGAAUACUCAAGCCUAUCAGAAAGAAGUUAGUGGUCUUGAUCUAACACCACAUUCUCGUGACUUAUUUACGAGGAAAUGUGUAGCAGCUAGAGGAGAGAACUAACAGCCAAAUCUUGGGAGUUAAAGGGUUAAAAACAAACAAACAAAAUAGAAUAAAAGGGGUAAGUUUCUAAAGAUACUGUGGUGCUGCGUCGGUGGGAGAGUAUAGCAGGUAAUUUAGUGUUAACAACUGAGUUGAAAACGUAAAUUGGCCACCGUAAAGGGUAAAAAAGCUGACGUUUCGAGCUUUAGCCCUUCAUUAGAGCGAAAUAGAAGUCAAUGAUAGCAGAAAAAGAGAGAAAAAAAAGAAAAAAGAGAAGUUAGUAAUAAUGAUAA